AUGUACUCCAGAACUCGUAAAUCUCAAUCAUCAGAUACCAAUGGCAAUUUCGAAUCACAUGAUCUGAAUCCAACAGGAAAUAGUACUACAACUGCUAGCUAUACUCCUAUUCCAACUAUUCCAAUGAAUAAAGGCGGCAAGCGUUAUACUAUGAAUGAAGUAUUUCAAGUAUGGUACGACAAUAAAGAUCAAAUCUUGAAUCCAGCAACUGAAAUUCCAAUCAAAGCAAGUGAAGGUUAUAAAUUAACUAAACCAAGUCAAAUUUAUCAUUUAGAAUUGCAACCUACCAAUUUGAAAGAUGAUUUUGGAUCUCAAAAUGAAUUACGAGAAGAAACUACUCAAAUCAAUGAUUCGUUGGACAAAUUAUCCAUUGGAGAUGAGGAAGGUGUUGCAACUAGUAUUGCUAGUGCGACUGGUGUGACUGGUGGAACUACUGGUGCUACUUCCUCGACAUCAGGUCCACCUCCUGGAAUUGGACAACCUUCAGAUCAUGGACAACAUUCGAUUUCACCUGCUCCUUUGGUUACCUCGGAUAAGAUUAAAUGGCAUUAUAUUGAUCCUAUGGGAAAUGAACAAGGUCCAUUCAAUGGAGAUAUGAUGCAAGAAUGGCUUACUGGAGGGUAUUUGAAUCUUGACUUGAAGAUUCGAAGAAAAGAGGAAACUACUUUCAAGACUCUUAAGGAUUUAUGUGAUGGUUUACAAAACUACAUUCAACCUUUUAAGGUUCCACUUCCUGAUUUAACUGUUGCUCCACCACCUCCUCCUCCAGCUCCAGCACCGGCACCGGCGCCAGUGUCAGCUGCCCCGGAUACGAAUCAAUUCUUUUCACCACAUAAACUACAUGAAAACCCUCAACUUCCAGCUCAAUCCCAAUUUCAUCAAUUCCUUUCUUCCGCAGAAGCGCAAACAAGUAAUUUAGGUUCAUUGAGAUUAUCAGGUCUUGGAGGUCCACAAUCCAAUUUAUUUGGCAAUGAUUUUAUGAAAUCAGAUCCAUUUGCUCAACCAUUAACACCUCAAUCCGCUACAUUUUCCCAACCUGGAGGUCAUUUCGGAUUGGAUGCAUUCAAUCCCCAUCAUCCUGUUCAUCACAAUUUAGGAUUCUCCAACCCAUUACAACAUCCAGGUAUGCCGUCUUUACUCCACCACCAACAACAAGUUCCUCAACCUUCAAUGGCUAGAGUUAAUAGUGGAUGGGGAUUAGAACCUACUUCAGCAAACCUUAUGGGUAAUGUAUCUUCCAAUCCAGCCACUCCUGUCCCCGUGAAUCCAAUUUUGACUAAUACUACUCAAAUUAAUCAAUCUACUGCUGCUCCUAUUUCUCCUUGGAUUUCAGGUGGGGUUCAAUCUCUGUCAAGAGUUAGUUCUCCAUUUGCACCUAGUUCAACUAUUAAUAGUAGUAAUAAUAAUCUUAGUGGUCUGGAGAAUGUUAGUCCUGCUAUUCCAAGUACUGCAAGUAGUAAAGAAGCAUUACCUGCUGUUGCAAGUGAAGAUUCUGUUUUACAUGAUAUUCAUAGUUCUGUUGUGACUGAUAUUUUGGGAGAAGAAGAAGUUCCACAAAAGCAACAACAGCAACCUGUUCAAACACCAAAGCAAAAGAAGACUAAGCAACGUAAACAAUCAAUCCCUGAACCUGAACCAGUCGAACAUAUUGAACCAGUACACGAAGAAGUUAUUGCCCAACCUGAACCAGAACAAGAACAAGAAGAAGAGGAAGAAGAUGAAGAACCAAUCAAGCAUGCAGUUGAUUUAAAACCAGCCGUUCCACAAGAAUUAGCACCAUGGGCAACCAAGCAAGACAUCAAAAAACCAGCUAUGACCUUGAAAGAAAUCCAAGAAUUAGAAGCCAAGAAAUUAAAAGAACAAAGAAAGAUCGAAGCCCAAAUCAGAAGUGAGCAAGGUGCCAAAGCAUGGGCUGAAGAACCUUUGUCAUCUCCUAGUGAAAAAUCAAUCCCUUCCCUUCCUGCAACUUGGGCCUCUACUACUUCCGCCCCUGUCGUGACUAAAACUUUAGCUGAGAUUCAAAAGGAAGAAGCAGAAGCUAAAGCCAGAGCUGCUGCCAAAGCUGGUGUAUCUAGUGGCGGGGUUCCAAUCCAAAAGACUUCUUUUGCAAGUGCGAUUGCCGGUUCUACUCCAAGAGACGACGGACCAGCUUGGACAACUGUUACUUCUAAGAAAUUAGCUCCAGCUAAAAAACCAACUACCGCCAGUAUGCUCGCAUCUUCUGCAGCUCCUACUAAAGUUACUCCACAAUUGUUACGUUCUGUCUCAGCUGCCAAACCAGUCCAAUCUACUGUGAAUGCAACUGCAGUCAGGGAAGAUUUCUUAGUAUGGGCAAGAUCUAAUAUGACUAAUUUAUAUCCAUCAGUUUCCAAAAAUGAUUUAUUAGAUAUUUUUAUCACCUUACCUGCCAAUUCUUCCGAUUCUGCUCAAUUGAUUUCUGAAACUAUCUAUAGUUCAUCAGCAACUAUGGAUGGUAGAAGAUUUGCUCAAGAGUUUUUGAAGAGAAGACAAAAGGUUGAUCAAACCAUUGGUGGGGCUAAUGAUUUGGUUGCAUGGUCGGCUGCGGUUAUUUCGUCGGCUGAUAAAGUACAAACCGUGGAUGAAGAUGGUUGGACUAGUACUGUUAAGUCAAAGAAGAAGGGAAAGAAGUUUUAA
Molecule: messenger RNA, 2655 nt
Organism: Hemisphaericaspora subhashii
Lineage: Eukaryota; Fungi; Ascomycota; Pichiomycetes; Serinales; Debaryomycetaceae
Exons: 1
Coding region: 1-2655 (884 amino acids)
Molecular function (GO): protein binding
Source: RefSeq, a predicted model, not a curated record